AUGAUACUCAUAGACUCUCUCCUGUAUCCUUCAUGUCCUCCCAGGGAUAAGGGAAGAUGUGUCAGGCUGUGGAAAAUAUCCUAUGGAGGUUUGUCGAAGGUGGUGGCUGGCUCUCUUCUAGUAGUUUAUGUGUUCCUUGUUCAUGAUGAUGGCCUGGCGCUGAUGAACAACCAGACGGCUCCAAAAUUCAUGCAUCCCAAAGAAUGGCAGCACCUCACCAUGUUCAUCCUCCUCAUUCUCAACGGCUGUGUAGAGUUCUUGAGCAGGAAUGUGCUGCCUCAGAGGUGUGUGGUCCUAGAGAAAGGUACCCUGGUCCUGAUCUACUAUGAGCUCCUGCUGCUGUUUGUGUCACACGUUAAAUACUCAGAAGGGAUAGAGCUGCAAGUCCAUUCUCUGCUCAUCUUGGUGGUGUUCCUGCUGAUGUUGGUGUUGGUCGCUGAGCUGUGGGCUCCUGACACAUGUCACAUCUGGCUGAUUGAGACCUUCCUGCUUCUGAUGAUGGGCUCCUGGCUGAUGCAGGCAGGUUUUACUUUAUACAGACCUCUCUCGGGCUACCCUUGGAAGGAUGAUGACACCAGUGACAUCAUGUUUGUCACCACCUUCUUCUGCUGGCAUGUGUUGGCCAAUGCCUCCUGCCUGUUGGGAAUCUAUGGUUUCUCUUGCUUUUGGUAUCGUGGUUACGGUCCCAGCUUGAAGCUGAUGGGGUCCAAAGAGGUUUCACAUUACACCAGCACUCCAGGACGCCUCUACAAGUCUCUGCAGGAAGUGGAGCCGUCAGAGAGAGAGGACCAGGCUCUCCUACUUUCAAAUAGCUCCCUCUGA
Carlito syrichta (Philippine tarsier) is the source of this 822-nucleotide messenger RNA. RefSeq names its product transmembrane epididymal protein 1 (gene TEDDM1). The transcript has a single exon. Lineage: Eukaryota; Metazoa; Chordata; Mammalia; Primates; Tarsiidae. The record is from RefSeq and is a predicted model, not a curated record. The coding region runs from base 1 to 822 and encodes 273 amino acids.